AUGGACUUGACUGUGCACAUGCCCACUUUUUCCAACCCAUUCUACACGAGCCUUUUCAGUUGGCAUGUUUAUCUACCAAUGCAAAUCGCGAACACCUGUUGUCGGACUGUUUUCCCUAAUGCCACGAUGGUGGAGGCCAAGCUGCAGUAUCUCGAGUCUGUAAACUUUUCAUGGCAUUGCCAUGGGAUGCCUCACGCCUUGUUUGCAGCCCUGUUUCUUAAGGACUAA
Messenger RNA from Penicillium canescens, 228 nucleotides. RefSeq lists its product as uncharacterized. The record is from RefSeq and is a predicted model, not a curated record. Bases 1 to 228 code for a protein of 75 amino acids. The transcript is spliced from 2 exons. NCBI's taxonomy places the organism in Eukaryota, Fungi, Ascomycota, Eurotiomycetes, Eurotiales, Aspergillaceae.